GAAGUUCUUCACAUCUUCGUGACUGUUUGUCUAUUUUACACGGUUUUGUAAUUUUAAACUCUGGUUUGUUGAAUUUGACAUUUUCUCAACCAAUCAGAAUCAGCUCCAACAAAUUUAUUCUGAGAUUGUUGGAUUCUGAAUUCGGAUUCUGAAAUCACAUAUUGACAUCGGCGUCCUGUAUAAAUACACAGACUAACUGUAAUCUGUGAUAAAUAUACCUUCAAAAUUUACAGUAUCGAUGAUUUUUUGAUUGUUUUGAGUUGGUUGAUGAAGAGCAAUCAGACAUGCAGGCGUCUUAUACAGUAAAAUAUACCAAAGGACUCUUUCUGCGAUGUCUAUGUAUAGUAUACUUGUUUGCGUUCGUUUCCUUUUAUAUACAGGCUCCAGGUCUAUAUGGCGACAAUGGAGUUCUUCCUGCAAGAUCCCUCUUAGAAAACAGUAUACAUAAAACGUUAUCGGCGAAAAUCCACUAUCAACCAACAUUAAUUUGGUUAGCCCCAUAUUUGGGACUAGAUGUUAAUUAUGCCUUAGACGUUUUAUCUCUUUUAGGCAGUUUUUUAGCGUUUACAGGGUUUGUUUCUCAGAAACUUUGUACAUUACCUCUGUUCGCUGGUUUAUGGUCCCUUUACUUCUCAUUAUACCAAGUAGGGCAAGUGUUUGUGGCAUCUAAUUAUGAUGAUUUAUUGCUGGAAAUUGGAUUCAUUGCUUUACUGGUGGCACCAAUAUUGCCGGGAAAAAGGAGGGGCUACAAAAGCUCCCAAAAUGAUGCCAUAAGAUUCUGGUUGCUUCGAUGGGUACUGUUUAGGUAUUUGGUAACAUCUGGCAUUAUUAAAUUUAUUAGCGGAUGCCCUAAAUGGUGGAGUUUGACAGCCUUGAAUUACCAUUUCCAAUCAAUGCCUCUGCCGUCAUCUCUAUCAUGGUAUGCACAUCAUCUACCAAAUUGGUUUUUGAAGUUGACAAGUGUCUACACAAAUGUAGUAGAAAUUAUUCUGCCCUUCUUAUUCUUCAUUCCUAUGAGAAAUGUCAGAUUGACUGGGUUUAUUUUCCAAAUAUUCCUUCAAAUAUGUAUUGUUUUAACUGGAAAUUUCAGUUUUGCUAACCUGUUAAUUGUGGUACUCACUUUGUCCUUAUUGGAUGAUAAAGGAAUUCAGUCAAAAAAAGUUAGUGAAGAACCUUCAUAUGUGGCAAAUAUUGUAAAUAUUUUGAUACAUGGAGCAUUGUUUUAUGCAGUAGUAACAAUAUUUUCUCUAAAAAUUGAAGGAUCUGUAGUAGAAUCCAAAAUAGCAUUUACCAAGGAUAAUUUUGAAGUCGCAGCAAGAUUGGGAAUUAGUUUUGCUUUGUAUUAUGGUCUCUCAACUUUAGCCCUCACCAUUCUGAGCACUUUAGCAAAUAUUCUUUUCAGUAACAAUUCUUGGUUGAAUAAAAUAUGGUCUUUCAUUAAGACUAUUAUGUUUUCUCUACUAGUCCUUAUGAUUUUCUUUGCUUCAACGGUACCUUUAACUUCCCUACAUUCUUCAACUAACACCACAGUUCAUCCUACCGUGAGGGCUACUUACAACCGUUUACACAAGAUUCGUUUAAUCAAUGAUUAUUUGUUAUUCAAACAAAUGAGUGGUGUGGAUGGAAGAUCAGAAAUUAUUUUAGAAGGAUCGGAUAGUCUUGAUGGACCCUGGGUAGAAUAUAACUUUUUGUACAAACCUGGUAACAUCAAUCAUUCAUUGCCAUUUGUAGCUCCUUAUACUCCGAGAUUGGAUUGGCAAAUGUAUUGGGCUGCACAAAGUACUUACGACAAACAACCAUGGCUUCUUUCAUUGACCCAUCGUCUUUUGCUUGGAACACCCGAAGUCCUUAGUCUUUUAGAUAGAAAUCGUUCUCCUUUCCUGAAAAAACCUCCCAAAUUUAUUAGAGGUGUUCUUUAUAAAUAUAAAUAUACUUCGUGGAAUCAAGGGUCUCAACAAAGCUGGUGGAGCAGAGUUCGACAAAAUGAGUAUUUCCCAGUGUUUUCAAAGGAUUCCCCUGUCCUUACCGAAUAUCUGAAAGCGAGAAAUUUGAUCCCCACAACUGCCAAAGUUGUUCCAAAUCCUAUAUGGAAAAAGAUUUUGGACAAAAUUAGAUAUGUAGCUAGUCACCUAGAGGCCACCUUGUUGUUAUGGUCAGUGUUCACUGCUGGAUGUGCCGUUAUUUCUACAUCUUCGAAAAGCAAAUGAAAGGUGUAUUUUUGAGAUAUUCAGUCACAAACUGAAUUUUUUUUUAAGAUAUUCAUUCACAAACUUUUUCAAUGUCUAAGCCUAACUGUAAGCUGUGCCAAAUAUUGUCCAACAGUAAUUAUGUUACAAUCCUUCUAUUUACAAAAUGAAAAAUUAUGAUCUAGUUUCCUAUUCAUCCUAAAACCUCUAGUUGCAAAUUUCUACCUCACACCUGUGAUAUGCUUCGAAUAUCAUCUAUUUAUUUUCGUUUAAUUUUUUUCUGUUCAUUCGAUAUAAUUUCACUGGAAAAACAAAAAAAAGGUGUUUUAAGUUAAAUGUGUGUUUUUUUUUUAUUUUGUUCUAUUUCUUAUUAAUUUGAGUAUGAGUAAUUUUAUCAAUCAAAGAAUUGAUUUAACUCAUAAAGAAUAGUGGUGAAUGAAUAUCUUCUUGUUGGUAAUAAAAUAAUGUGUUCUAUAAUUUUUGAAAAUUCCACUUGUCAAAUACACUCCAGUUCAAAAAAUGUUUCACAACUGCAGUGAUAUUCUCUUUAUAGUGGUAUAACUCAACAAAACUAUUGUAAUAUUUAUUUGUUUUGUAUCAUUGCUUUUAUUUUUCUAGAUUUUUAUUUUUACAUAUUUCACUCUACAGGAAAAAAAUUAAUCAGUUGGAAAUAAUCAAAUUAAUUUCUUAUGUAAGAUUAGAGCCAUUAUACUGAAAAGAUUCAAAGUAUUAUUUAUAUGAUCUUGUAUAAAUUUAAGAAUACUAUUUAAGAUUUAAUCAAUAUUUUCACAUGUCCAAUCUAUUCUAUAUUGAAUAUUUAUUUUCACGUUAUUGCACAUGACAUUUAUCAUUAGAUUUUGUGGUUGCAGGUUUUUAUACAUUAAGUUUGAUUUUUACUAUUCAGUAAUCAAUUUUGUUAUGAAUCAGUUUUGAUUUUUGUUUGAUGAAAGUCAGAUAACAUUAGAGGAUAAUUAAUGAAGUUGUAUAUCAUAAAUUUUAUUUAAUUUCUGAAAUUAUACAUAUACAAUUAUUGUCAUAUAAGAACAUGUGUGAUUAUAAUAUUCUCUUUUGUUAUAAAAUUGGUAUAUUGGAACUAAUAGAAAAGAAUUAAAGUUUAGUACACAUUUACAUAUUGGUGUUUAAGAAAUUCACAAUUUUUAUCAUUAUUUAUAUAUCAACAUGUAUAUCUUGCAAGAGUGCAUUUUAUAAAUAAAGUCAUACUAUAAUUUUUGUUGA
Molecule: messenger RNA, 3422 nt
Organism: Harmonia axyridis
Lineage: Eukaryota; Metazoa; Arthropoda; Insecta; Coleoptera; Coccinellidae
Product: lipase maturation factor 2-like
Exons: 10
Coding region: 285-2207 (640 amino acids)
Biological process (GO): protein maturation
Cellular component (GO): endoplasmic reticulum membrane
Source: RefSeq, a predicted model, not a curated record